UGCGCCUGAUGAUAAUGAUAAUGAUAUGAAAAAUAGCACUUCAGGCUGUGAAACAACGGCAUUUCCCUGUGAUUCGAUGUUACCCCACGCUUCCUACUAAGGUUAUAUAUUUGAGCGAAUUUAAAGACGUGUUAAAUGUAUUUAACGGACAGACGUACAGAUGGAAGCUUGAUACUUCCAGACUCUUUUGUCAUGUAAAGUUAAAAAUAUCGUUAUGUAUAUAAAUUAAUAUGCAAGGUAGUUUUGCAGUCGUUAUUACUGCGUGUUGGGAGAUAGAUGUAUGGUGUCAUACAUAAAAAAAUAACUGCGUAAUAUAUUAUUAAAAUAAAAAUCUCCUUUUCAAAUUGAGCAAGUUCCAUAUACUUUUAAGAUUUUAUUAUCUAGAUUUUUUAAAUAUCAAAUUUAAUUUACUACAAAUCAAGAAGAACAUGACGACCACUACUAAAGAUACAGUGAAGUUCAAAGUAAACGGCAUUGAAUGCGAAGUGGGAAGUGAAAUCAGUUCGCAAACAAAAUUAAUAGAUUACAUUAGAAAAACUUUGAACCUGUCUGGUACUAAGUACAUGUGCCGUGAAGCGGGUUGCGGCGCUUGUAUUGUCUCAGCAUCGAAAGGCCCUGGCGAGCCUGGACAAGCUGUGAAUUCUUGUCUUGUCUCUGUUACAUCUUGCCAAGACUGGGAGAUCACAACUAUCGAAGGUCUGGGAAAUAGAAAGACGGGAUAUCAUGUCCUCCAAGAAACUUUGGCUGAAAACAACGCCACACAGUGUGGACAUUGUACACCUGGAUGGAUAAUGUCUAUGUACAGCCUCCUUCAAAGAAAAACUCUACCUACAAUGCGGGAAAUAGAACAGUCUUUUGCAAGCAACGUCUGCAGAUGCACCGGCUACCGACCAAUAUUUAAGGCAUUAAAAAAAUUUGCCUCUGAUAGUCCGCAAAAUGACCUCCCAAACAUUAAAGAGUUGUAUGGAUGCCAACAAAGUGGUGUUGCAUGUAAUAAAAAAUGUUCCGAUGAUUGGUGUCUCCUUUCCAAAGACGCAUUAGAGAAGACGAUUGUGAAAAUAACCUUACAAGACAACAGAACUUGGUAUAAAGUUUCUGAAAUUGAUGAUGUUUUUGAUAUAUUGGAUGUAGAAGGCGAUGAUUCAUAUAUUUUGGUGGCAGGGAACUCUGCCAGAGUACCAUACCCAAUACAACAAUAUCCCAGAGUGCUGAUAGAUGCAACUGGUAUUGAGGAACUGAAGAACUGUGAGAUUGACCAAAACCUGAUCAUCGGAGCAGGAACCACGCUAACUAAUCUCUUGGAUGUGUUCGAAGAGAUAUCUAAAGAAGGCGAUUUCUGUUGGCAACAUUAG
Messenger RNA from Manduca sexta (tobacco hornworm), 1352 nucleotides. Its product is annotated as xanthine dehydrogenase 2-like. Gene Ontology annotation, molecular function: flavin adenine dinucleotide binding; iron ion binding; 2 iron, 2 sulfur cluster binding. Lineage: Eukaryota; Metazoa; Arthropoda; Insecta; Lepidoptera; Sphingidae. The record is from RefSeq and is a predicted model, not a curated record. The transcript is spliced from 6 exons. Bases 429 to 1352 code for a protein of 307 amino acids.